GGUGACCUUUGCCCCCCCCCCCCCCCACGGGAGGCAGGGUCUGGGCUGGCGCCCCUUGACCCCGCCCAGGUCCGUGGUCUGAGGGCUGCUGACCUUUGACCCCGCCCAGGGGAGCCCGGCUGUGCCCGUGACCUCUGACCCACGCGCCCCUUAACCCCUUCUCUCCCCUGCAGGUGCCGUCAUGUGGCCGGAGCUGCGCGGGGCCCUCCGCCGGGCCGCCCCCCGCGCCCGGGUUGGCGGCGCCCAGGGGCCCUGGCCCGGCUGCGCAGAGGGGCCCCUGCCUCCCCCCGCGCCCCGGGGCCCGCGGGCGGCUCCACGGCACCCCCGGCCCGCGCCCUCCCGCGCCCGGCUCUUCCACGGCUCCGCGGCGCGCGGCGCCCUGACGGCCGACGACAUCCGCCGCGCCAGGGAAGCCCGGCAGAGGACGGGCGCCGCGGAGCCGGCCAGGGCGCCGCGCCAGCAGCUCAGCGAGCGAGCCCGGGAGCGGAAGGUGCCGGCCUCACGCCUCGGCCGCCUGGCCAGCUUCGGAGGGCUGGCGGUGGGGCUGGGCCUCGGGGCCCUGGCGGAGGCCGCCCGCAGCUCGCUGGCCGGGGAGCGGGAGCCCCAGGCAGCGCAGAGCGCGUCCCUGCUGGGCUCCAGCCCCCUCCUGUCGGAGGCCAACGCCGAGCGCAUCGUGGACACCCUUUGCCGGGUGCGCGGCGCCGCCCUCAAGAUCGGCCAGAUGCUCAGCCUGCAAGACAGCAGCUUCCUGAGCCCCCAGCUGCAGCGGAUCUUCGAGCGCGUGCGGCAGAGCGCCGACUUCAUGCCCCCCUGGCAGACCAGCCAGGUGCUGGCCGAGGAGCUGGGCGCCGGCUGGCGGGAGCUGGUGGCCUCCUUCGAGGAGACGCCCUUCGCGGCCGCCUCCAUCGGGCAGGUGCACCAUGGCCAGCUGCGCGACGGCACCAACGUGGCCGUCAAGGUCCAGUACCCCGGCGUGGCCCAGAGCAUCCGCAGCGACAUGGAGAACCUGCUCUCGCUGCUCAAGCUGAGCGUGGCGCUGCCGGAGGGUCUCUUCGCUGACAACACCCUGCAGGUGCUGCAGAAGGAGCUGGAGUGGGAGUGCGACUACCGGCGCGAGGCUGACUGUGCCCGGAGGUUUCGGCAGCUGCUGGCGGACGACCCGUUCUUCGAGGUGCCGCGUGUGGUGGAGUCGCUGACGGCCGCCCGGGUCCUGGCCAUGGAGUUGGCGCCCGGCGUCCCGCUAGACCAGUGCCUGGGGCUGGGCCAGGACACACGGGACGAGAUCUGCUCCCAGGUGCUGCGCCUCUGCCUGCGCGAGAUCUUUGAGUUUCGCUUCAUGCAGACGGACCCCAACUGGGCCAACUUCUUCUACGACCCGGCCCAGCACAAGGUGACGCUGCUGGAUUUCGGGGCCAGCCGCACCUUCAGCAAGGGCUUCACGGACGACUACAUUGAGGUGGUGAAAGCCGCGGCUGACGGGGACCGGGCCAAGGUGCUGCAGAAAUCCAAGGACCUCAAGUUCCUGACCGGGUUUGAGACUCAGGCCUUCGAGGAGGCGCACGUGGAGGCGGUCCUGAUCCUGGGCGAGGCCUUCUCGGCGCCGGGGCCCUUUGACUUCGGGGCGCAGCACACGACGCGCCGGCUGCAGGCGCUGGUGCCCGUGAUGCUGCGGCACCGCUUGACGCCGCCGCCUGCCGAGAGCUACGCCCUGCACCGCAAGCUGGCCGGCGCCUUCCUGGCCUGCGCCCACCUGCGCGCCCGCGUGCCCUGCCGGCCCCUCUUCGACCAGCUCUACGCCCAGUACUGGGGCCGCUCCUAGCACUGCGGGUCAGAUCCCAACCUCGUCUGGCCGUCGGGGCCUUGGUGCUUCGGUUGCUGCCCCCUUUUUCCACGGUGCCCCGGGGGGGGGGGGGCGUGGGGGCUGCUCCCCCGGCACGUGGAGUCUGGACUGUGCGGUGCGCCUCCCCUCCGCCCCCGGCUCGGGUCUGGGGGGGGUGAAUAAAGCUGCUCCCAGCUGCUCCCUC
Alligator mississippiensis (American alligator) is the source of this 2024-nucleotide messenger RNA. RefSeq names its product coenzyme Q8B (gene COQ8B). Gene Ontology annotation, cellular component: extrinsic component of mitochondrial inner membrane. Gene Ontology annotation, biological process: ubiquinone biosynthetic process. The transcript has 14 exons. The record is from RefSeq and is a predicted model, not a curated record. The coding region runs from base 182 to 1819 and encodes 545 amino acids. Gene Ontology annotation, molecular function: kinase activity. Lineage: Eukaryota; Metazoa; Chordata; Crocodylia; Alligatoridae.